UAUAAUAAUUAAGGUUAUGUCGUGGGUAAAGUAAACAAAAAUAAAAAAUAGCUUUUGAAUGUAAACAACAAAGUUUGUAUAAUUUAUAAUGUCUGAAACAAAUGAAUCUGUAACUGAAAUUAAACUAGAUAGCGAAAAUCAGGAAACACCGAGUAUUAGUGAAGAAUAUGCUUAUUUGGAUAGAGGUGGUUUCUCUUCGGAGAAGUUUAAGAUAGAACUUCGUGGAAUGCCAAAGUUUUAUGGCAUAGCAGAACUGAAAAAAUUGAUGAAUCAAAAAUUAGGCUUGAAUACAAGUAAAAUUAAAAGACCUAAGAAUGGCAGUCACUGGCUGUAUGCAUGUUUUCAAAAUGAUGAAGAACGGAAUAAAGCUAUAUCUGUGUUAAAUGGAUAUUUAUGGAAAGGAAAAACAUUAAUAGCGGAAGAAGCAAAACCUGCGCCGGAUCCUCUGGUAAGAAAAAGAAAACAAGAGGAAGACGCAACACAGAUAAAAAAGAAAAAGGAGAAUGAAAAUAAGUCCCAAGAAGAAAGACUAAAAGAUGCUGUCACACCAUUCUGGAAUAUUCCUUAUGAAGAACAGCUUAAACUCAAAGAGAAAGAGAUUAAAAAUCUUCUAAUGAAAUUUGAUAAUGAAGUAUGGAAAGUAGAUAAAGGAAGGCGCAGAGAAAUUGAGUCAAAUAGAAAACUACACAAAGGACUUAGUUUUGAGCUCAAAGCCAUUGAAAAAUCACCCAUUACCGAGGGCUAUAGAAAUAAAUGUGAGUUUACUGUAGGCAUUGAUGAUGAAACACAAAAGCCCACAGUUGGAUUUAGGCUCGGUAGCUAUGUUACGGGCACAGUUGGUGUUGCCCCUAUAAUGGGCUUGAAUCAUAUAUCUGAAAAAACAAAAAAGGCUGUUUUACUAUUCCAAGAGUUUGUUCGUAAGUCAUCAAUGGCACCAUUUUCACCAGCUGACUUUUCUGGUUACUGGAGAUAUCUCACUGUGCGGGAGUCAUCAUAUUCUGGAGAAAUCAUGCUUAUCAUUGCUAUGCAUCCACAGAAUCUAACAGUGGAGGAAUUGGACGAACUAUCGAAGCAGCUAGUGGCCCACUUCAGUUCAGAGGAAGCAGUUGCAUGUGGUGUCAAAUCUUUGUACUUCGAGGUUAUUAGAAAAAGACGGGUGGGUGAAGAUGCAUCGAAACCAACUCAUCUGAUGGGAUCAACGCACAUCACAGAUUCUAUACUGGGGCUACAGUUCAGAAUAUCAGCAGAAGCAUUCUUUCAGAUCAACACGGCGGGCGCGGGCGUGCUGUACGCGCUGGCCGUGGCGCUGAGCGCGGCGCGGCGCGGGGACACCGCCCUCGACAUCUGCUGCGGGACGGGCACCAUCGGACUCUGCUUCGCUCAGCAUUGCAACAAAGUUCUCGGCCUGGAGCUGGUCGCAGAAGCCGUGCAAGAUGCAAAGGCGAACGCGGAGCUAAACAAUAUAGAAAACUGCGAAUUCUUCACGGGGAAAGCCGAAGAUAUACUGCCCUCGGUGUUGGCGAGAGCUCCGGGAGACGAUAUAAUCGCUAUUGUGGACCCUCCAAGAGCUGGCCUCCAUAUGCGCGCAGUCACUCAGCUCAGGAACACGGAGAAGGUCAAACGCCUGGUCUACAUGUCGUGCAGCCCGGCGUCGGCCAUCAAGAACUUCGUGGACCUGACGCGCCCGUCGUCCAAGACGCUGCGCGGCGCGCCCUUCGUGCCCGUGCGCGCCGUGCCCGUCGACAUGUUCCCGCACACCAAGCACGUCGAGCUGCUCAUUCUGUUCCAGAGGGAGGAUGCUUCAAACUCGAAAGUCUGUACAGAAGCAAGUGAAGCACCGAAUAAUAUAGCUGAAACAAGUGAAACGACCACUGAAGCAAGUGAAGCAAUAACAGAUAAUGUUGAAACCAGUCAAAUGCCAACCGAAGCAAGUGAAGCGCAAACAGAAGUUGCUGUAUCAAGUGAAACGCAAGCUAAUGUCGAAACAAGUGAAAAGUCUACCGAAAAGCAUGUAUCUCCGGACAAUGUUGUAAAUACAAAUGAUGACGUGUGACAUAAUUAUUUACAUAAGUAAUAAAUGAUUUACAUUUU
Molecule: messenger RNA, 2091 nt
Organism: Vanessa atalanta (red admiral)
Lineage: Eukaryota; Metazoa; Arthropoda; Insecta; Lepidoptera; Nymphalidae
Product: tRNA (uracil-5-)-methyltransferase homolog A
Exons: 11
Coding region: 89-2053 (654 amino acids)
Biological process (GO): RNA processing
Molecular function (GO): RNA methyltransferase activity; nucleic acid binding
Source: RefSeq, a predicted model, not a curated record